GGGACGGGGCAGGCUGGUAACCGGGCUGUAACGGGGAUAACCUGCAGCCUCCGUCUCUCAGACGCCCAGAUGGAGUGAACCGGGCAACAAUGCGCUUUUAUUUCCUUCCUCUGUCGAUCAUGGAAAGGGUUCAUCUGGCAGCUCUGUGAAGCUUGGACCCAGGGAUCAAAGGUCAUCCACCAAACCUGUACCUCUCCCUUUUAUCCCUGCACCCCAUUUUCACCCCCUUCCCCUAACCACUGGAACUGCCAUCUUAUAUUUCCCCUCACAAAUCCACACCUCCCCUUUUGCCUCUGAGUCUCAGCAAGCCAUCUUAAGAGGAACCCCCCCCCCCCCUCACUCUCAAACAAACAAAAUACCUGUUGUGCUUUUCAUGACGAGAGAUCAGCUGCUUAGCCGGGCCUACUAGUCAUCUCCUCAGAUAACGGCUCUCACACCCAGGCCUCAAGAUGAUGUGCGAGGUGAUGCCCACCAUCUCAGAGGACGGACGUGGCGGAGGAGGAGGUGGUUCGUCUUCCCCUGCGAGUGGUGGAGGAGGGAUGGGCAGCGGGAUGGGAGGCAUGGGGGGCUACGGCAGCCGGGAUCCCCGCAGUUCCGGGGGCGGAGGAGGCGACGAAGGGGGGAGCACGGGCAACCUGGAGUCGCUGAUGGUGAACAUGUUGACGGAAAGAGAGAGGCUGCUGGAGAGCUUGAGAGAGACACAGGACAGUCUGGGGACGGCGCACCUUCGCCUGCGAGAGCUGGGACAUGAGAAGGAGUCUCUGCAGAGGCAGCUGUCCAUUGCCCUGCCACAGGAGUUUGCAGUGCUGACCAAAGAGCUGAACCUCUGCCGGGAACAGCUGCUGGAGAGGGAGGAGGAGAUAGCAGAGCUGAAGGCCGAGCGGAACAACACACGACUGCUGCUCGAACAUCUAGAGUGUCUGGUGUCCCGCCACGAGCGCAGCCUGAGGAUGACGGUGGUGAAGAGGCAGGCCCAGUCUCCGGCCGGGGUCUCCAGCGAGGUGGAGGUACUGAAAGCCCUAAAAUCCUUGUUUGAGCACCACAAAGCUCUGGAUGAGAAAGUGCGGGAGAGGCUACGGGUGGCUUUGGAGCGAGUGGCGGUCCUGGAGGAAGAGCUGCAGUCUUCCUCUCAAGAGGUUGUAUCUUUAAGGGAACAAAUCAAACGACGGCAGCAAGGACUGGAGAAUGGCAAAGAGCGGCUUCCGAACGGGCCGUCCUCCAUCUUGGAUGACGGCGACAUCGACCGGCAGAGAGAAGGCGAGAUCGAGCGACAGAGGUCAGAGCUGGGGCAACUGAAAGAGAGACUGGCCCUAAUGUGCAGACAGGUGGGGGAGAUUGAGGAGCAGCUGACAUCCGCCAGGAGGGAACUGGCUCGAUCCGAAGAGACCAAUCAGAAGUUACAGAGGGAUUUGAAAGAGGCCCUCUGUCAAAGGGAAGACAUGGAGGAGAGGAUCACCACAUUAGAGCGCAGGUACCUGAGUGCCCAGAGGGAGGCGACGUCUCUCCAUGACAUAAAAGAUAAACUGGAAAAUGAACUGGCCAGCAAGGAAUCUUUGCACAGACAGAGCGAAGAGAAGAACCGGCAGCUUCAGGAGCGUCUGGAUGAUGCCAAACAGAAGCUGCAGCAAACCCUGCAGAGGGCCGAGACGCUGCCUGAGAUUGAAGCCCAGCUUGCACAGAGAGUGGCAGCACUCAACAAGGCUGAGGAGCGUCAUGGCAACUUUGAGGAGCGGCUGCGACAGAUGGAGGCGCAACUGGAGGAGAAGAACCAGGAGCUACAGAGAGCGAGGCAGAGGGAGAGGAUGAAUGAUGAACACAACAAGCGGCUCUCUGACACUGUGGACAAACUGCUGUCUGAGUCCAACGAGAGGCUGCAGCUCCAUCUGAAGGAGAGGAUGGCCGCCCUGGAGGAAAAGAAUGCCCUGUCUGAGGAGCUGUCCAACAUGAAGAAGCUCCAGGAUGAUCUGUUGGCAAACAAGGACCAGCUGAUAGCAGAGCUGGAGCGGAUUCAGCUGGAGUUAGAUCAGCUGAGAGCGAGGCCUGGAGGCUCUUACUCCAGUCGCUCUCUACCCGGUAGCGCCCUGGAGUUGAGGUAUUCUCAUGGAGGCGGGUCUCUCCCAGCAGGCUCCACCACCCACCUGGAUGCCUUUGGUAAUGCCUCUGCCGGUGGUGUGGUUAUGCGAGGCCAUCGGACCCGCUGGAGCUCUGCGCGUGAGGACUCCAGCAAGUAUCCAGACUGGGAGAGCGGGCCUCUGCUGAGGACCGGGUACGAGUCUGGCUUGGAAGUGGGCUGCUCAGACGAUGAAGAUGACGGAGAGCAUCGAUUUGGCUCAGAGCUUCUGUCCCCCAGCGGACAGACAGACGUGCAGACCCUGGCCAUCAUGCUGCAGGAACAGCUGGAGGCUAUCAAUAAGGAAAUCAAGCUGAUCCAAGAGGAGAAGGAGAACACGGAGCUGCGUGCUGAGGAGAUCGAGAGCCGUGUCAGUGUGGCGUUGGACAGUCCGCCCGUUCCUCCCUCCUCACUGGGAAGAGACAGUACAGGACGGGGUUUCAUCCCAUCAUCCAUCACGUCCUCCACUUUGGCCUCCCCGUCUCCCCCCAGCUCUGGGACCUCCACCCCUCGUCUGCCUCACUCUCCGGCCCGUGAGACUGAUAGACAGAACAACAAAGAAGAUGAUCGAUCCCUCGCUCUUCUUGACUCAACGCCUCCUCCCACUCCUCGUGCGCUUCGAUUGGACAGAAUGACCCUCACCCAUCCGGGGGCGAUGCUUGACGACCCUCGGGAGUUUCGCAGUCUUUCUGCAGAUGGCAGCAGCUCCAACAGCAGCCAAGACUCUCUCCACAAGUCCAGUAAGAAGAAAAGCAUCAAGUCUUCCAUUGGUCGUCUUUUUGGAAAAAAGGAGAAAGGAAGGAUGGGCCAACCUGGACGUGAUGGAUCUGCUUCUCUUGCAUCUACACCCUCUGAAGACCUGGCCUCUGGAGAUGCAAUUGGAAUAAACAAGACAGGAACUCUUGGUCCAGCAGAUAAAGACCGUCGCAGCAAGAAGAAGCAUGAGUUACUUGAAGAAGCCUGUCGCCAAGGACUCCCUUUUGCAUCCUGGGAUGGACCUACUGUUGUGUCUUGGUUGGAGCUGUGGGUGGGAAUGCCUGCCUGGUAUGUUGCAGCAUGCCGUGCCAACGUGAAAAGCGGCGCAAUCAUGGCCAACCUGUCUGACACAGAGAUCCAAAGGGAGAUCGGCAUCAGUAACCCGCUGCACCGCCUCAAACUGCGGCUUGCCAUCCAGGAGAUGGUGUCUCUCACCAGCCCGUCUGCCCCGGCUAGCACUCGAUCUUCCACGAGUAACGUGUGGAUGACCCACGCAGAGAUGGAGUCCCUGAACGCCGCCACCAAACCUCCGGAGCUGAAAGAAUUUAGCUGGGAUCAGAUACUGGCCUAUGGUGAUAUGAAUCAUGAGUGGGUGGGCAACGACUGGCUGCCUAGCCUGGGUCUGCCCCAGUAUCGCAGCUAUUUCAUGGAGUCCCUGGUGGAUGCCCGCAUGCUGGACCACCUGACCAAGAAGGAGCUGAGAGGACAGCUAAAAAUGGUGGACAGCUUCCACAGGGUCAGUUUGCAUUAUGGCAUCAUGUGCCUGAAGCGCCUGAAUUACGAUCGCAAGGAGCUGGAAAGAAGGAGAGAGGAGAGCGCUCACCAGAACAAAGAUGUGAUGGUGUGGUCCAAUGAGCGUGUGAUGUGCUGGGUGCAGACCAUUGGUCUAAAGGACUACGCCGACAACCUCCGUGAGAGUGGCGUCCACGGUGCGCUCUUGGCUCUAGACGACACAUUUGACUACACUGACCUGGCCCUGCUGCUACAGAUCCCCAAUCAGAAUACACAGGCCAGACAGCUCCUAGAGCAAGAGUACAACUCCCUCAUCUCCAUGGGAACUGAGAGGCGACCCGAUGAGGAUGGAAGUAAGACGUUCACCCGCUCACCCUCCUGGAGGAAGAUGUUUAGGGAGAAAGACCUUCGGGGCGUGACCUCUGACUCCGCCGAGACCCUGCCCGCUAACUUCCGUGCCUCAGCCAUCUCCACACCCUCCGUUACCCUGAGAAAGGUCCAGAGUGACGCCAGCUCUGGUGCCCGGGGUGAAUCUGCCUCAGUGAGGACAUACUCCUGUUGAGGGGCUGAGGGCGCUGACUGGGAUUGAACUAGAGGACCCUCUCGCUCAUCCACGGAGAAAGAAGCAAUUAAUAUAACCAUUUAUCUUUAAAAUAAACCUAUCCGUCUGAACAUUCUGCAAUAACAGAAGCAAAGGAAUAAAGGGGGAAAAUGACAUGAAGAAUGUAUGAAUGUACUGUCAGACUUGGAGGGUUGAAUGGGAUCAGCUGUUUUCUCUCUCGGUCUUUUUCUUCCUGUCCUUCUGUCUCUUCUCUAACUCUGUAAGUGUAACUGUGUUGUGGGGUGAAUAAAAGGCAACGGCUGUGUUGGUUAGGUCGGCGUGCAGGAUUCCUGUCGGUGUUUGCACACAGUCAGCAGAGUUUGCAAUAUCAGGGCUCAUUUUCCUACCUUCAGAGGAAACCUCUCGCUGCCAUUUAUCGUCUUAAAAAACAACAAAACGUGUCGCCUUACAACUUCUGCUCAACAAUAUGUGUUAUUUCAUGAGGGUCUGGGCAGAAGUUAAACCUCGCUCUCAAAAGGGUGGGAGGGGACU
This is a messenger RNA of Melanotaenia boesemani (Boeseman's rainbowfish), 4691 nucleotides long. It is a transcript of the gene ppfia3, whose product is annotated as PTPRF interacting protein alpha 3. The record is from RefSeq and is a predicted model, not a curated record. Gene Ontology annotation, biological process: synapse organization. Gene Ontology annotation, molecular function: protein binding. The transcript has 31 exons. Bases 450 to 4160 code for a protein of 1236 amino acids. Lineage: Eukaryota; Metazoa; Chordata; Actinopteri; Atheriniformes; Melanotaeniidae. Gene Ontology annotation, cellular component: presynaptic active zone.